AUGAUGAUGAACUCCUCAGAGAAGAUGAAGAAGAAACCUCCAAAGGACAGUCUGACUCUGCUGCCAUGUUUCUACUUCGUGGAGCUGCCCAUCGUGGCUUCUUCUAUGGUGUCCCUGUACUUCCUGGAGCUGACCGACGUGGUUCAGCCGGCUCAGGUGGGUUUCCGCUGCCACGACAGAGAGCUCAGCAUGCCGUACGUGGACGGAGGAGACGAACUGAUCCCGCUGCUGAUGCUGCUGAGCCUCGCCUUCGCUGGACCUGCCGCCUCGAUCAUGGUGGUUGAAGGUCUCAUCUACUGCCUGCAGUCCAGACUGAAGCUCCGCAGACCUGAAGGAAGUAUCAAUGCAGGAGGCUGCAACUUCAACUCCUUCCUGAGGAGGACGGUGCGCUUUGUAGGUGUGCAUGUUUUUGGUCUGUGUGCGACAGCUCUGGUCACUGACAUCAUCCAGCUGUCGACAGGUUAUCACGCUCCGUUCUUCCUCACUGUCUGCAAACCCAACUACACUCUGGCCGGUGUCUCCUGCGACAGAAACGCUUACAUCACUAAAGACAUCUGCUCGGGACACGACCAGCACGCCAUCAUGGCCGCCAGGAAAACUUUCCCUUCCCAGCAUGCAACGCUGUCCGCCUUUGCAGCUGUUUAUGUUUCUAUGUAUUUUAACUCGACCAUCUCCGACAGCACCAAGCUGCUGAAACCCGUCCUGGUUUUUGCGUUUGCCAUCGCAGCGGCGUUGACGGGUCUGACCCAGAUCACUCAGCAUCGCAGCCACCCCAUCGACGUCUACGUGGGCUUCCUCAUUGGAGCUUUCAUUGCUGCCUAUCUGGCUUUUCACGCUGUGGCCAACUUCAAGUCCUCUGAUGACAUCACUCCAGCCCUGCCUCCCCCGCCCCCAAAGGAGGACCCUUUGCGAGCGUUGACGGAGCGAGGACACGAGUCCGUCUACAACAAGGGCCCCGCCUCCGCCUCUGAGAGUAACGAUGAAAUAGCGGCGGCUCCAGCCCCCAUGGAUCGGCUGGAGGCCCUGGGGCCCUUGCAAAGGGAAAAGGACUCAAUGGGGAGCCUGAAGAGGGCCAGCGUUGACGUGGAGCUGCUGGCUCCUCGCAGCCCCAUGGGCAAGGAGACCAUGCUGACCUUCAGUAACACUCUGCCGAGGGUUAGCAUGAAUGUUAACGGAGUGCUGGGGGCCAACACGGGACCGGAGGACUUGGUGCAACCGUCACAGCCGGUGCAGAGGCGUCUGAAAGCGGUGCAGGUUCCGAUGGACCCAAUGCGUUCGCAGCAGCUAGUGUCUGAGUGGAAGCAGAAGUCAAUGGAGAUGAGAGGUCUGAACGUCCGGGACGAAGUGGAGCAUGAGGCCAGUGAGGACGGCUCUGAGGUGGGGUCUGUGGGGACGGAUGAGGGUGGGUCUCAGGUCCCCAUCUACCCCACAGUGCAGUCAGGGAGGGCAACCUCUAGCCGCAACCCCACUCCACCUCCAGGGGGUGCCAAAGCUGUGGCAACUCCCAGACCACCACAAAUCCCCGAAGCAGGACCCCCGCCAGUGUCCCCAAAGAGUGCCCUGACCCGAGCCAAGUGGCUUGCCAUCCGAGAGAAGACGAGUGGAGAGGGAUCGGCUCGCGCUGCUGCCAACCAGCCACGACUCAUGCAGGUCAUCGCCAUGUCAAAGCAGCAGGGCCUCCUCCCCUCCUCCUCCUCAGGGGAGAAAUCCUCCGAGACCACCUCCACCUGCUCUGGCACCUCCUCCACCACCGACUCUCCUCACUACCGCCCCCCGUAUGAGCAGCGCGAGGGGUCUGGUAUCAUCACGGUGGAUGCCCAUGCCCCCCACCAUCCUGUCGUCCAAGUCCCACCCCCUCCUCAAGCCCUGCCCCUUACAGGUAACGGUAACCCAUGGGAGUGGGCCGGGGCUUCUAACGAGGGUGACCCGCGAGACACCUACGACCUCAACAGCUUGAACCGGGGAGACUCUGCUGCCCACGGCAGCAGCUUCCGGCCGCACCGAUCUGCUUCACCACGUGCUGCAGUUGACCCGGACCCAGCCCCACCCUCACCUAACCCACAGGUGGAGAUGUCAGUGGACGCUCAACGCAGGGAGAUGGCCAUGAGGCGCAAGACGGCGCUAGUGUUGUUGGAUCGAGAGAUUCGUAACCAGACUGAACAGGAGAACUAUUAUAAGAGUUUGCAGGCACGGAGGUUCAAGGAUUAG
Messenger RNA from Chelmon rostratus (copperband butterflyfish), 2208 nucleotides. It is a transcript of the gene plppr3b, whose product is annotated as phospholipid phosphatase related 3b. Gene Ontology annotation, molecular function: phosphatidate phosphatase activity. Gene Ontology annotation, biological process: phospholipid dephosphorylation; signal transduction; phospholipid metabolic process. The transcript has 7 exons. Bases 1 to 2208 code for a protein of 735 amino acids. Lineage: Eukaryota; Metazoa; Chordata; Actinopteri; Chaetodontiformes; Chaetodontidae. The record is from RefSeq and is a predicted model, not a curated record.